AUGACCUUCCGGAGCGGCUCGUUCCGUUUAGAUGCCAUGUUGAGCUCUCAUGAGCUCUCGGAGCGACUAGCUUUCCAUAGCGGCGGCUCGUCGGCGCGAUCACAAAAAAUCUCUAAUCCGCGCGACCGCCGCUCGUUGUUUACCGAGCCGUUCUGGCGACAACAGCACCAGGAGCAGGAGCAACAGCAGCAGCAGCAGCAGCAGCAGGAGCAGCAGCAGGCGCGGUAUGACCGAGAGCAGCAACGUUUGGAAGAGCGGCGCCAUGAGCAGGAGGAUCAAGAGCAGCGGGAUCUUUAUCAGCAGCAUCUGGAAUCGACGGCUGAGAAGCUGCGGAGGGAGUUGGAGGCAAUGCUAGUCGCAGAUGUAGACAGAGAUGCGACGUUCCAGCUCAAGCUCACGAGCAAGCUGGACCAAUGGCACGCUUUUCAUGAGAGAGCGACAAGAAGGCUUCCUGGUUUUGCGGAUGGCCCUGGGCCUUCAACCAUCCAACCCGCCAACGUCCACCCGCUGGAGGUUGACCAAUCUGCUGAUGCCACGUGUCCAUCCGAGCAAGCAGCGUCUUUUCAUGCGGCCGAAGUGCGUACAGCAGAAGCCGAGGCUCGGGCAGCAGAGGGUGUGGCGCGGGGAGCAGAGGGGGAAGCGCGGGCAGCAUCGGGUGAAGCACGGGUGGCAAAGGGUGUAGCGCUAGCAGUAGCAGCAGCUUUUGAAACACGAGAGGCAAAAGCAGCGGAAUUAGAGAAUGCAGCAGUCGUUCCAAAACAGCUGGAAGCAGCAGCAGGUACUCGAGAAGCAGCAUAUGAAACGCGCGAGGCCAAAGCAGCAGAUUCAGAGAAUGCAACAGUCGCUCCAAAACAGCUGGACGCAGCAGCAGUUGCUCGAGAAGCAGCAGAUUCAGAGAAUGCAACAGUCGCACCUAAACAGCUGGAAGCAGCAGCAGAUGCUCGGGAAGCUGCUCUGGAGGCAGCACUGCAGGUGCAACGAGAGGAGCUAGAGGCCAAGGCAGUAGUGAUACAGGAGUUGCAGGUCAGAUUACACGCAGCAGCAACCAGAGAGGCGGGCUAUGAAGCGACUCUGAAGCUGCAGCGAGAGGAGCUUGAGGCGAAGGCUGCAGAGGUGAUGGCGGCACGGGCAGCGGAAGUAGCAGAUUUGCAGCAGCAGUUAGACGCUGCAAUUUCUCGCGAGGCAGCUUUUGACGCGUCUUUGAAGCUGCAGCGAGAGGAGCUAGAGGCGAAGGCAGCAGAGAUACAGGACCUGCAGGAGCGGUUACAGGAAGCGGGUAUUAGAGAGGCAGCUUUUGAUGCUUCCCUGAAGCUGCAGCGAGAGGAGUUAGAGGCGAAAGCAGCAGAGGCAUUGGCAGCACAGGCAGGGAUGGAGGAGAGGAAGCGCGUGAGGGCUGCAGAGGCGGCUGCUGCUCGGUUGGCGGAGGUGGAGGGGCGGUUAGGAGAGGUGGAGAGGGAGAGAGAGCGGUUGGCGAGGAAUCUGGGCCGGCUGCAGCAACACCUGCUGGAUCGGGAUGCUGACGAGGCGCUGCGUUUGGAACGAGAGGCAGAGAGGAUCCGCCAGCUGGAGUGCCAGCUGGCGGAUAAGGAAAAGGCUCUCGGCCAAUCAGAGUGCGAGAGGGUCGUAUUGGAGCGACAGCUGGCGGAUAAGGCGAGCCAGCUCGGCCAAUCGGAGCGGCGGAGGGUGCAGCUGGAGCAGCAGCUGGAGGAGAGGAGCAGGGAGGUUCGGGAGGCUCGGAUGCAGCUGGCUCGGCUGCAGGCUCGGGCCGAGCCUGCUGGACAGACGACGCAGAUGGGUUUGCGAGGAGAGGGUGGGGUUGUAAGGGCAGAGGAGAAGCAGGAGAGACAAGGCAUGAGCAGAAAAGAGGCGUUACCAGAUGUGGCACCAGGCUCGGCAACAUGCUUGGGAACAGGCUUGGCAACAGGCACGGUACCAGGCGUGUUCCCGGAUGUGUUACGGCAGGUGCUGGAAGCGGCUCAUCGGCCAAUCGUCGCGCGUCAUCCCAUGUGCAUGCAUGCUGGGAUGCUGGCGAGCGAACCUGGUGUGGCUGAGACAGGGCGCGAGUGUGAGGUUGCAGCUCUGGUGGAGGAGAAUGGGAGGCUGGAGGCGGAACGGGCUCGGGCAGAGGAGGAGAGGGCGAGAGCGGAGGAGAGGAGUGCGAGGGCGGAUGAAGAGAUGCGUGUGCUGCAAGGCAACCUGCAGGAGGCAGAGGCAUUAUGCUGGCAAAGGCAGGCUCAGCUGGAGGAGGCGUUAUCUGAGGUGACAGCGGGGAGGAGGGAGAGGGGGGCGCUAGAGGAGGAGCUGCUUCGGCUGCAGUGUGCGCUGGACCAGUGUAUGCUGCGACUCAAUAGCGAUUCUGCUUAUAUGGUGGACAGGAGAAUCGUGGUGAAGCUGUUGGUGGCAUACUUCCAACGCAACCGCAGCAGAGAGGUGCUUGACAUUAUGUGUCGCAUUCUCGAAUGCUCCAAGGACGAGAGGCAGCAGCUAGAAGCAGCAGCUUCCCAUCCCCCUCUCACCAGAAGUGCCAGCUUCAAAUCCAAGGGGAGCGUGCGGCAGGGCGGCAGCAAGGGAGGGGUUUUUGGGCUGCCCGGACGGAUCGCGGGCGGGCUAUUGGGGGCGAGUAGAAGCAGUUUGGAAAAUUCUGGAGGGGCUGAAAGGGAUUCUCAGGGGCAGCAAGAGGUGGAAAAAAAUCCAGAGGCAAGAAAAUCAGGGUCCUUAACUGAUCUCUGGACAAAGCUUGCCACCCAGGUCUCCAUCCCACCAACAGCAGCACAUGUACCAACAGCAGCAGGCAAUGCACACUAG
Molecule: messenger RNA, 2805 nt
Organism: Closterium sp. Yama58-4
Lineage: Eukaryota; Viridiplantae; Streptophyta; Zygnematophyceae; Desmidiales; Closteriaceae
Source: the annotation of a GenBank genome assembly